CCGGCUUCCUGGUCGGCCCCGCGGUCCCACGGCGUUCACCUUCCACCUCGUACACACCAAGAUGGUCUUGUCUCCGGCCGUUCUGACCCAGGAUCAGAGUCUUCCCUCCGUGAAGACGGGAGCGGGUCAGGACGCGUGAGGCCGCCUCCAUGUAUCCGGAAUCGACCACGGGCUCCCCGGCCCGGCUCUCCCUGCGGCAGACCGGCUCCCCCGGCAUGAUCUACAGUACUCGGUAUGGGAGCCCCAAAAGACAGCUCCAGUUUUACAGGAACCUGGGGAAGUCGGGCCUGCGGGUCUCCUGCCUGGGGCUCGGAACGUGGGUGACCUUUGGAGGCCAGAUCACCGACGAGAUGGCAGAGCAGCUAAUGACCUUGGCCUACGACAAUGGCAUCAACCUCUUCGACACCGCAGAAGUUUAUGCGGCGGGCAAGGCUGAAGUGGUGUUAGGAAACAUCAUCAAGAAGAAGGGAUGGAGACGAUCCAGCCUUGUCAUCACCACCAAGAUCUUCUGGGGAGGAAAAGCGGAGACAGAGAGGGGCCUUUCCAGGAAGCACAUAAUAGAAGGUCUGAAGGCCUCCCUGGAGCGGCUGCAGUUGGAGUAUGUGGACGUGGUGUUUGCCAACCGCCCGGACCCCAACACACCCAUGGAAGAGACGGUGCGCGCCAUGACCCACGUCAUCAACCAGGGGAUGGCCAUGUACUGGGGCACGUCGCGCUGGAGCUCCAUGGAGAUCAUGGAGGCUUACUCCGUGGCCCGGCAGUUCAACCUGAUCCCACCUAUCUGCGAGCAGGCCGAGUACCACAUGUUCCAGCGCGAGAAGGUGGAGGUGCAACUGCCCGAGCUCUUCCACAAGAUAGGAGUGGGCGCCAUGACCUGGUCCCCUCUGGCCUGCGGCAUCGUUUCGGGAAAGUACGACAGUGGCAUCCCGCCCUACUCGAGAGCCUCCUUGAAGGGCUACCAGUGGCUGAAGGACAAGAUCCUGAGUGAGGAGGGCCGGCGCCAGCAGGCCAAGCUGAAGGAGCUGCAGGCCAUCGCGGAGCGCCUGGGCUGCACCCUCCCCCAGCUGGCCAUCGCCUGGUGCCUGAGGAACGAGGGGGUCAGCUCCGUGCUCCUGGGUGCUUCCAGCGCAGACCAGCUGAUGGAGAACAUUGGAGCCAUACAGGUCCUUCCAAAACUGUCGUCUUCCAUUAUCCACGAGAUCGAUAGUAUUUUGGGCAAUAAACCCUACAGCAAAAAGGACUACAGAUCCUAAGAAGCUCCCAGCCGUUUGCCCGGACAGUUUCAGUUCCCCUCCUAGCCUCUCUGUUCGCUCGCUUAAGCUGUUUUGAAGCCAAGUCAAGAGUGUGGUUUGCUUCAAAAACAAAACAACGCACCAAGAUGUCACCUGGAAAAGAUCUCAAAAGUCACUGCCACACGCCACCCGCUGCUUCGCAGGACCGAUGUCGGAUUCGUGCCGGGAGCCAGCAUUGAUUCGACAGUGUUCAAGCAGUCCCACGCAAGCCUGCGCCUCUGCUCCUCCUCCACCAGAAACUACCCCGUUUCCACCCAGCCACGGCCCCUCUCAGAGACUCAAGUCCAGGCCAGGCCGAGACCCGUGGGAGCCUGGGGGCAGGCAGAGCUGGCCUCUCCUCUGCUAAGAACCCCACCCGGUGCUGGGGGUGGGGGAGAGGAAGCUGGGUCUGGCUCUUCCUGUGGCCCCCCAGCCAGGCCCUGGUCGGGGCAGGCCUCCCACUGGGGUCCCCCUCCUCCCCCCUCUGGCCAAGGGCUCCAGGUACUUUCAUCGGGCCUGACCUCAGAGGCUGCCCCCAGCCCCUUCUCACACCACCUGCCCCAGGGGGUCUCCGAGGGGCCUUCCGAGCUGUCUCUCAACCCCCACCCCCACCCUUGCUGGCAGGGGCAGGGAUCCAGGGGGAUUCGCUCUGCAGUUUGGGACCCACAGAAAGUUGAGGGGUCUGAUUUCAAGCUCAUCACCCCACCGGCUUCCUCCCCGCACACAAUCAAUAAGCCCCAGUGUCCGGGCUCCAGCCCAGGCCCCUCCAGGGCCCCACCUGCCCUUCCGACCAGGUGCCCAGUCCGCUGACCCCCCCGGCCCGAGGUCGUGUGUGCUGAGCUGGACUGCGGCUGCGGACUGCACACCGGGUGGCCAGCCUCUGCUCCGCCCGGGUGGCGGCCUUGGGGUCUUCAGAGAGCGCAUGCUGGCACCCUUUCAGUGCGGGAGGUUCCCUGGGGUUUUCUGUGCUGCCUGCCCAGGGCCCCGGGAGACUGCCAGCAGCAGCCCCCACAGUCUAGGAGAAGACCCAGGGAGCCUCUCCCUGGAGCAGUGUCCCCUGCAAGGCCUCAGACCAGGUGGGGUGAGGUGCUCGGUCUUGGGUGCUCAGAGCUUGUUACCAGGGCAGAUGGGCAGCAGUGCACCCGCAGGACACCCCCACACAGCCUGGGAAGAGGGAGGAAUGGCUGGGGUGGGUCAUUCCUUUCCACGCCCCCCCCCAAGCCUGGAACAGACUGGGGACAGGGAGAGAGGACAGGACUCUCACAAGCUGCCAGCCCGUUUGCAGCCCGGCCUGGGGAUGCAGGGUUGCAGGAGGGCACGGGGGCGAGAGGCUGGGGGCACCCACAGGCAAGAGGCCCAGCCGCCAUGGUCCUGAGUGGCACCCCAGCCUUUGCUGGCUAUGUAGGGGACCAGUGCCAGGCUCUGCACAUGCCGCAGCCCACUGUGUACGGGCUGGGUGCCUCCUGCCCUGGGUGCACCCCACCACCUCCCACUCGGCCCUGGGCAGGCACAGCCCCUCCCGCGUUGCCCUUCAGAGAGGCUCCUCCCUGCCAUGACUCCCAGAGGGCCUGCCGUCCAAUCCUGGCUGAGCUGAGGCCUGGGAAACUGUCCUGAAGAAAGCCACAACGGCUGGGAGGUGGGGGGACUUCCUCCACUCCUGAUCCUUGUGCUGACCCUGGCGUCUAGAACCUUCUCCCUCCUUGUAGACCAGGCCCCCGGGGGUCUUCUUCACCAAGCCUCCUGCAGGCUUCACCCUGUGGGUGUGGGGAGGGACAGACCUCUCCCAGCAGAGUCCCCGGCGUGCGGCCACUCCCCCCCAUCACGCGGGUGGGGGUCUAGCUCUGAGGACAGGACGCUGCACAGGGCGGGUUUCAUCCCAGGCCCACCCAGGCGGGGACCAAGUGCUCUGGGCCGGGCGGUCCUGGCAGCCGGCCAUGCUCACUGGAGAGGCGCCUGGCCCCCUCCACGCUGCUGCCCCCUGGCCCACCCACCGGUGGAAGAGGGACCAGGGCUGGCAGUCGGGCCGGAGGCGGGACUGCCACCCCCCACCCCACCCCACGAGCCACACCUGGGGAGGCCGAGCCCGCUGGGUGCAGAUUUCCCAGACAGAGGGAGACAAGGGCCCCCAGGGUUGAGCUCCAUCAAGGCCGAAAUGCCCAGCGCCAAGACCCAAGCAGCUUCCCGGCCCUGGGGCCCCACCCACGACCUGGUUCUGCAUCCCCCCCGCAAGUGGGUGUGCAGGGCUGGGGCCCUGCUUCCUGAGGGAGGGUUCCCCGACUUAGGGGUGGGCUGGAGGGGGGCCCAAGGGCAGUCAGAGCCUGGAAACGGAAGAGCUGGGCCAAGGAGGGCCCCGGAGGGGCAGCCUGGGCCCGACAUGGGUUUGAGACCAGCCAGCCGCACCCCACGUGGCUGAGGGGAAGCCCCUCAAAAGCCCCAGCCGCAGGCCAGCCAGCCUCUCACCCUCCCCUUGAAGCAGAGCUUGCCCCCAGGGGUCCACGUGGAAGUGCCCCGCACGGAAAGAAGCCCCCAUCUGGGUGGGGGCGGGACCAGUCUUCCUUCCUAAUGACACACAGAGCCCCCACCAUUUUUUAUCCUAAAUCUACCAAACUUGAGGUCCCGAGGACAGAGGGGCUUGCUCUGUCUUCUGUUCUCUCAUGUAAAUAAUGUGCUGUUUUUCUCCCCUCCCCCUUUCUUUUAAUGACUGUGGCUCCUCCGCUAACUGCAUCCCCUACACAGGCAGAGAUGCCGUACACCUUGCGCUUCCAAAUGACACUCAGCAGAGACAUGGCGCCGUAUUUAUGGAAUGACGAAAUAA
Messenger RNA from Hippopotamus amphibius kiboko, 4086 nucleotides. RefSeq names its product potassium voltage-gated channel subfamily A regulatory beta subunit 2 (gene KCNAB2). Lineage: Eukaryota; Metazoa; Chordata; Mammalia; Artiodactyla; Hippopotamidae. Gene Ontology annotation, cellular component: cytoplasm; juxtaparanode region of axon; extrinsic component of cytoplasmic side of plasma membrane. Gene Ontology annotation, biological process: potassium ion transport; regulation of potassium ion transmembrane transport; regulation of action potential. The coding region runs from base 150 to 1253 and encodes 367 amino acids. The record is from RefSeq and is a predicted model, not a curated record. Gene Ontology annotation, molecular function: voltage-gated potassium channel activity; potassium channel regulator activity; transmembrane transporter binding. The transcript has 16 exons.